This is a messenger RNA of Astyanax mexicanus (Mexican tetra), 532 nucleotides long. Its product is annotated as small integral membrane protein 11. The transcript has 3 exons. The coding region runs from base 101 to 304 and encodes 67 amino acids. The record is from RefSeq and is a predicted model, not a curated record. Lineage: Eukaryota; Metazoa; Chordata; Actinopteri; Characiformes; Acestrorhamphidae.
GUACUGUAGCCCCGCACACUGAACCUAUUUUGAGGAUAUACGGAGCGCAUGCGUGUGAGAGAGCGUGUUUAUAGAUCUCUGCUCACAAUCAGCAGCAAACAUGAUCAACUGGCGGGCUUUGGAAAACGUUCCUUUGCUGCUGUACAUUCUGGCGGCGAAGACGGUGCUGUUGUGUCUGGCCUUUGCUGGAGCUAAAAUAUAUCAGCAGAGGAAGGCAGAAGCAGCUCUGAAGCAGCAAAUGGAGAUGAAGAGGAGGCUUGCUCAGCAAACGCAGGAACUCCUCGACAAUAAGAAGGACGACUGAACACCUGGGGGCACCAGAGAACACGAGCACAGGAUGAACACUCUCUUGUGUGCCAUAAAAAAAGAAGUGGUUCCAAAGCUGUUGGAGACUCUCCUGAAGAGGCUGAACUAUUUUACUGCUUCUCCUCCUGGAUCUGAGCUAAUCACUGUAGUUUACUGCAUUUUGUAAUGUUGUAUUUAAUACUAUUUAAUACAUGGCCUUUGUAAAUAAAAGGAUUUUUUAAUAUUG